AUGACGUUCGAUGGGGAAGUCAAGACGGACGUGAAUAAGAUCGAGGAGUUCUUGGAGGAGUGCCUGGCCCCCCCGAGUCUGCCCACCGAGGUGGGGGCCGACGGCGCGGAGGACGUGGCCGCGUCCAGCAGGAAGUUCCUGGACGGGGACGAGCUCACGCUGGCCGACUGCAACCUGCUCCCCAAGCUGCACAUCAUCAAGGUCGUGGCCAAGCGGUACCGAGACUUUGAAUUUCCCUCUGAAAUGACGGGCAUCUCGAGGUACCUGAGAAACGCCUACGCCCGGGACGAGUUCACCAACACGUGCCCAGCCGACCGGGAGAUCGAGCUCGCCUACUCGGAUGUGGCCAAGAGGAUGAAGUGAAGGGGGGCCUGGCGCGGCCCGGCCGGCGCGGCUCUGGACGGUGCCCUCUGCGUCUCCCGCAAUAGCCACCCUUCGCCGGAGAGCGCCCCUUUUCUUUAGUAACGCCCCAGGCUGACCCACCAAAUGGCACGGGGCUGUCACGUCCCCUCCCGCGUGCCUCUGAGCAGCACCGGUGCCGCCUGCUGUCCCCCCGACUUCGUUCCUCUUUGUCGCCGCCUCUGACGGUCACAGGCGUCGGGGUGUUCCGGGCGCGUGCUUUGCAGUUUAAGUUCCAAAGCAAAUCAGGUCUGGGCUCGGUGCCUCCUUUAAGGAGAGCGGCGUCUGCCUCCGAUAGUCUCAAGUCGCCAGCCUGCUUUUCUCUCUAAUAGUAUUUUAACUUUUCUCAGAAUGAAGCUGCUGUUUUUGUAAUUACCCAAUAACAGGUGCCGAUUUUAACAUUUUAACACAAUGUCAGAGAGUAGAGAUAGAAG
This is a messenger RNA of Myotis davidii, 833 nucleotides long. Its product is annotated as chloride intracellular channel protein 4. The transcript has 3 exons. Bases 1 to 363 code for a protein of 120 amino acids. The record is from RefSeq and is a predicted model, not a curated record. NCBI's taxonomy places the organism in Eukaryota, Metazoa, Chordata, Mammalia, Chiroptera, Vespertilionidae.